Molecule: messenger RNA, 1425 nt
Organism: Capsicum annuum
Lineage: Eukaryota; Viridiplantae; Streptophyta; Magnoliopsida; Solanales; Solanaceae
Product: nuclear pore complex protein NUP54
Exons: 9
Coding region: 129-1244 (371 amino acids)
Biological process (GO): nuclear pore organization; protein localization to nuclear inner membrane; NLS-bearing protein import into nucleus
Cellular component (GO): nuclear pore; nuclear pore central transport channel
Molecular function (GO): structural constituent of nuclear pore
Source: RefSeq, a predicted model, not a curated record
AUGACCAACAGAGUGAAAACAGAGUAACGACGGAGUCCCCAAUUCCAAAAAAAAAUGGCGGCAGUACGUUGAAAUUUACUUAGUUAACCUAGGGUUUGGUCUUUCUCACUGUCUCCAACGCGGCAAUAAUGUUCGGAGCUCAGCCUUCCUCCUCCUUCGGCACUCCCUUUUCUACCCCAGCAUUCGGCACGCCUUCGUCAACCCCAGCAUUCGGCACGCCGUCAACUCCAUCUUUUGGCACUGGUUUUGGAUCGUCGCUAUUUUCAACACCAUUAUCGCAACAGUCACAGCCACAUCAACAACAAACUUCCUUAUUUCAAACACCUCAGAGUUCGGGCCCGUUCAGCUUUUUCACACCCUUGAAUACUGCUACGCAGGCUCAAUCAAGUUCAUUUGGUCAACCUAAUUUAGGUCUUCCCCUUCCAUUUGCAAAUGCUCAGUUGACUACUCAGAUGGCUCCCAUGGCUCCACUCCCUUUUUCUCUUGCUGACAGGGAUAUACAAGCAAUUGUUGAUGCGUACAAGGAGGAGCCUAGUAACCCUAAGUAUGCUUUCAAGCAUCUUUUGUCCAGUGUGACAGAACCUCAAUAUAGGACGAAACCUGCAGGUGUAUCUGAUAUUAUGUGGGCAGAAGCAAUGGCCAAACUUGAAGGCAUGGAGAGUAUUGACCGUGAGCGCCUGUGGCCUCAACUUGUUCAGGGCUUCAAGGAUCUCUCCGAACGACUCAAGCUUCAAGAUGAAGUAAUAGUUUCAGAUGCUGAGAGGCUGCAAAUGACGCAGAGCAAUGUGAAAAUGCUGCAAAGGCAUUUCCAAGCUGAUACCCUUCCUUGGAUUGAAAGAAUGAGACACAAAGAGCAAGGUCUUCAAAGACGCCUUUUGAGGGUGAUGAGAAUACUAGAGGCACUUCAAGGUAAAGGUUGUCGAUUGCCUUUGAUGAAAAGAGAAGCUGAAUUGGUGGAGAGGUUGACAGGCAUCACGAGACAGUUAAAAGGUUCUGGAGCUGAACUUUCUAGGAGGGUUCAGAAUCUGCUCACCAUAUGCCGUGUUCAAAAUGGCCUUGGAGGUGGUUCUGUUUAUCUCCCUGGUUCAACUAAAAUUCAUGAACAGAGUCUGGCUGACAUGCAGGAGGUUUUGCAACAGCAAACAGAGGCUAUUGCUAGGCUUGGCAAUGUAUUGAAGCGAGAUAUUCGGGAUGUGGAGAUCAUAAUGUCUGAGGAAAUAGAAAUGAUGGAAGGCCGAGUAUAGAACAACCUUUGCCGGCUGGGGCCUUUCUGUUUUGUUUGUAUAUUAAUGGUUUGUGUUUGGUGGCAAGAAGUGAUAACGGUUGCCAAAAAUGAAUUGUAUGAAAUCAAAUCUUGUUCUGCUAGCUGGACCAUUGUUGGUAGUUACAAUUUGUAAGGGAACAAUAAACUUGCUCCUGUUAAUA